Molecule: messenger RNA, 2368 nt
Organism: Psylliodes chrysocephalus
Lineage: Eukaryota; Metazoa; Arthropoda; Insecta; Coleoptera; Chrysomelidae
Source: the annotation of a GenBank genome assembly
CAAAAUACUAACGAAGCAUUUGAAAGUAAAUAUAUAAUCUGCCGCCACGAGUCCAUAUAUGCGUGUGAAGAAUGAACGUGAAGAGUAGCAGGUGUAUUGGUGCUUAUCCUUGGUCCAGGUCGAGGAGAACCGUCCACAGGAAUGCAGAACACCACCGAUGAGGAACUAUCCAGCGAUGGCCGACCGAGAAGGAGCACCAGCGCCAGCGGACUGUCAAGGUCGCGAAGCCUUCCGCAGUUGUCCCAUCAUGAUUCUGGCCUUGGAAGUUAUUACGGGGGUUCAGGUGUUGACGAUGCUCCAGCUAGUCGAGCUGCUAGACUUGUAGCAGAUUUACGUCAAUUAUUGACGUUGAAACAACAUUACUAUCCGGAAGGAGGUUGGGGAUGGGUGGUUCUAGUUUGCGGAGUAUUCGUUCAUAUCCUCGGCCAUGGUAUGCUCACGUCAACUGGACUCUUUUACCUGGAGAUACUUAAAAAGUUUGGAAUAGCUGAGAAAGGACCAGCAGGAUGGCUGGGAGCGAUGUCAACCGGUGUGGCUCUGCUUAUCUCUCCCGUGACGAUAGCCUUCUGCCGACGCAAGUCCACCAGAGUAACAGCGGUCAUGGGAGGACUGAUUACCGCCCUGGGAUGUCUUUUCACCUCUUUCGCCACGCAGUUUCAUCAAUUAUUCUUCAGCUAUGGGACGGUCGUCGGGAUCGGCGUAGGGAUAACCAGAGACUGCUCAACUUUAAUGGUGGCGCAAUAUUUCAAGAGACGCCGAGAAUUUGUCGAGAUUUUCAUCGUAUCAGGCAGCGGACUGGGUAUCGCUAGCAUGUCCUUAAUAAUUAGAAGUACCAUAGGAGCAUUGGGAUGGAGAUUAGGCUUGCAAGUUGUGACAGGAGCCAUUUCAGUGACCUUCAUCCUUGGCACAUUUUACCGCUCUGCAUCGCUAUAUCAUCCUCAACGGCGUGCCAUACUGCACAUCAAAAACCAAAAACGAAAAAUCAAAGACAAAAACAAAAUCGAAGACAAGGUCCCGUUCUUCGAUUUCAGUACUUUGAAAAGCAAAACCGUCCGUAUUCUUCUCAUCUCCACAGGAAUCAGUGCAUUUGGGAUUAACACUCCCCUCUUCUAUUUGGCGUACCAAGCCGAAGUCGAGGGUCUAGGAGACUCCACCAUAUUCUUACAAGUGUAUUUAGGACUUGCCUGGACUGUGGGGUGCGUCGUUUUUAGUACACUGGUGCUGCAUAAUUCCACUGAGUGCAGAAUAGCCAGACAGUAUCUUUGCCAAACUGCCGUCUUCAUGUGUGGACUGUCAAUACUGGCUUUUACUGUAGUGAGCGGAAAUUAUCACGCUUACGUUAUGUUUGCUUGGAUUUAUGGUAUAUUUUGCGGGGGCUACCAUUAUUCUCUGAAGAUGUACACUUAUGAACGCGUGAGAGCUAGAAACUUCGCAAGGACAUGGGGAUUUGUACAAUUUUCGCAAGCGAUACCCAUUGUAAUAGGCGUGCCAUUCUCGGGUUACAUGAACGAAAAAUGUGGUGACAGAGCUGGGUACUACUUCAGUUCCACGUGCGUGUUAGUUGGCAGUUUGACCCUUUUCCUGAUAGACUUGCACAGGAGGAAAAUCGCUCGCCACAAGCACACCCGAGAAAACGGUACUCGACAUCUUUGCGUGGCCGAAAACUGCCCACAGAGAAGGAAACUGUCCUUCUCUCAGGAGCCAGACAAUAACGAAGGAGGGGUGACCAUGGGAGCCGCUGCUGCUGCUCUUGUGCUGGGGGCAGACUUGGGAGGGAAUCAAGGUGCUGGUAUUUUGGAUAAUAUUGUUUUGUCUAACGAGAAACCGGAAUUGACGUGUAUUUCUGAAGAAGGUAUAGCCGACAUGGAUCUUCCGGACAACUUGUUAGACGACUUGGACUAUAUAGGAGACUGUAUUACUUCGUGUAAUAAAGUAGAAAAUUAUUUAAUGCUUAGUGAGUUCGAGAAUAAUUUAAUAGCGGAAAUGCCUGUGAUAUUGGACAGGAAGGGUAGGCGCUGGUCGUUGGCCAGAUCGAAGGCGAAUCAAAACGAAGAGACGCCGAACAAUGAUGAAGAAAAUGGCGUCGCUAAGGGGAAUGGCAAAUGGAAGGUUUUUCCCAAUAGGGUGAUCACAGUCAUAGAUGAAUCGUCGGUUUAGAUUAUAUAGGAAUUUAAGCCCUCGGCUAGUCUAGAUGUGAAAUUAAAAUUUCGGGGCCCAACUGAAUUUAUUAAAGGUUGAAUUACGAAGAAAUACUGCCAAUAUAGGUUCUAAAUAUUUCCUAUUGCAAAUAGAACCUAGCUCAUACUUUGUAUUGCAAGUGUUGCCAAGGCUGACAUUUUUGUUUAUACCAAAUAUUUCAUUAAAAGCG